UUCUCCACUCGUCCUAUUCAAAAUGUCCGACAGUAAAAAACUGGAAACAUACGUGGCAUACAGAGAGCAUCUCCGAUGGCUCCUGGACUUUGCGGGUCUCUGGCCAUCGGAGGAUUCGACCAGCGCUUAUCGCAUGCUGCCGUAUUUGCAGAUAUUUGUUGGGUGUGGUGCAGCUAUGAAAAUUGGAAAUUUCAUCGCGCAUCACAUAACGAGCAUCAGAAUCGUAACUAGAGCUAUGAGUAUCAUGACGAGCAUCAUUUUGAACAUGUUCAGAGUGGUGUGUCUUGCGAGAAAUCGUGAGCCACUGAUAAAAGCACGAAAAAUUCUGGAUAGUUACUUCGAUGAACUCCUGGUUAACGAAAAAUUUCGGGAAGUUGUCUUGCAUGAUGUGAAGCUUUUCCGUCGACUCAGUUUAUUCUACACGGUCUUAACAUUUUUCGCUCUUUUUGGAUACGUGUUGACUCCUCUCAUCAUCAUCAUUAAACAACAUGUUCAUCAUGUCAAGCCGGUCAAGUAUCCUCUGAUUCUCCUUGGAAUGUACCCUUGGACUGUACCAGACAAUAUUUUCAUUUACACGGUCCACUAUAUUUUUGAGGCAUUCGCUCUCUUCACGGUGUUCUACGUGAGCUCCGGAACGGAUGCAUUUCUUCCUCUGCUUGUCUUUCAAGUUAAGGGAAAACUUCGCGCAAUGGCGUAUCGUUUGACAGAAAUUGGAGAAAAAGACAGCAUUGAUGAGGAAAUGGGUCAGUGUAUUCGAGAUUACACGGCAUUGAUGGAAUGUCGAGAUAUAUUGGAGAAAACUUUUGGCCCUAUCAUACUUCUUUUGAUGAGUAACAACGCAAUAAUUCUGUGUGCUCUCAUCUUUCAAUUCACGCAGAUGAAGGCGAUAACAAUUGUACAAAUAAUACAGUUUGCUGCGUACAUAUGUGGAAAGACCACUCAGACGUUCCUUUACAGUUGGUCUGGAACGCUGCUCUCGUCAAAGAGUGAAGAGUACCUGGGUGCAGUAUACGCAGCAAAUUGGUAUGGAAACCGUAGAGGUAUGAAUUCGGUUCUGAUCACCUUGAUUCAAAAACCCCUGACAAUGACAGCUUGGCAUAUGUCUGUGGUAUCUGUUGAUAUGUUUGUAAUGGUGCUCAAUACAACGAUGUCAUACUUCCUUCUAUUACAAACGAUCGAGCAAGGCUGAAGACCCUUCGCAAGACGAGAAUAGAUGUCGGUAGUUCAUCGGAGUAAUAAAUCUUCAGGGAUUUAUAACUUUUAUAUCACUUAUUCAGUCUGAAGCAGCCGCCGUAAUUUUCAAUUUCAAAUUUGUUCG
Fopius arisanus is the source of this 1318-nucleotide messenger RNA. Its product is annotated as Odorant receptor 23a. Bases 23 to 1189 code for a protein of 388 amino acids. Gene Ontology annotation, molecular function: odorant binding; olfactory receptor activity. The transcript is spliced from 5 exons. Gene Ontology annotation, biological process: sensory perception of smell; detection of chemical stimulus involved in sensory perception of smell. Gene Ontology annotation, cellular component: plasma membrane. NCBI's taxonomy places the organism in Eukaryota, Metazoa, Arthropoda, Insecta, Hymenoptera, Braconidae. The record is from RefSeq and is a predicted model, not a curated record.